This is a messenger RNA of Saccostrea cuccullata (small rock oyster), 7667 nucleotides long. Its product is annotated as fatty acid synthase-like. NCBI's taxonomy places the organism in Eukaryota, Metazoa, Mollusca, Bivalvia, Ostreida, Ostreidae. The transcript is spliced from 29 exons. Gene Ontology annotation, biological process: fatty acid biosynthetic process. The record is from RefSeq and is a predicted model, not a curated record. The coding region runs from base 135 to 7592 and encodes 2485 amino acids. Gene Ontology annotation, molecular function: phosphopantetheine binding; oxidoreductase activity; fatty acid synthase activity.
GGCAAUUAAGCCCCCAUAUGGAACCUCUUAGAUUGGCUACCAGACUUAUUCACGCACGAGUGAUUUCCCGGUGAAAUUGGACUUCUCAGUCGCAGAUGGAUGAAAGUUUAAAAACGACGAGGUAACCCGUAAGCAUGGAGGAGGAGGGGGAGUCUGUCGUGAUAUCGGGGGUCUCCUGUCGUCUCCCCGAGUCAGAUAAUGUGGAGGAAUUCCGCAAUCAUCUGAUUAAAGGACAGAAUAUGGUCACCCACACAAGGAACCCAGAAGAUAUUGCUCCUCCAGUUGGAGGUACCAUCAGAGAUUUGACCAAAUUUGAUGCUGGCUUUUUCGGAAUCCCUCCCAAACUGGCUAAUGUCAUGGACCCCCAGUUAAGGAUGCUACUGGAGAUUACAUAUGAAGUGUUUGUUGAUGCUGGUGUGAGCACUGAGGCAAUGAGGGGUUCUAACACUGCUGUUUUUAUUGGAUGUGGACUCUCUGAAGCAUUGGAAGCAUAUGUCAGUGAUCCAGAUCACAUCAAUGCUUAUGCCCCAAUAGGAGCCAGUUCCAGCAUGCUUGCCAACAGGAUUUCUUAUGCUUUUGACUUGAAAGGUCCUAGUUAUGCCUUCAGAAAUGGGAGUGGGACUAGUUUUUUGGCACUAGAUAGGGCCCUGGAUAGCAUACGUCAGGGUCGAUGUGAUGCGGCCAUUGUUGGGGCCUGUAACCUGUGUAUGAAGGCGGCCACUUCCUUCCAGCUGAUGAUGCUGGACUUAUUGUCUCCUGAUGGAAAAUGCUGUUGUUGUGAUACCAACAGUUGUGGUACAAAUAGAAGUGAUGGAGUAGUUGUCGUGCUGCUUCAAAAGCGCAGGUCUGCCAAAAGAAUCUACUCCACCAUAAGGCACCUCAAAUGUUCCUCUAUGAAAAAACCCUAUUACCCAUCACAUGAAGAGGAGAAGAAGCUUUUCAAGGAAGUUUAUGAAAAAGGCAAUGUUGAUCCAACUAAAGUGAGCUAUGUUGAAAUCAAUGGCAGCUGUAAUGUUAAGGCAGAUGCACAGGAAGUGAACAGUGUAGCAGACAUAUUCUGCAGAAAUAGGGAGAGACCUCUGAUGAUUGGUUCUGUCAAGACAAAUGUAGGAGACACAGAAACGGCUUCAGGCUUAGUCUCCAUUCUCAAAGUGUUGCUAGCAGCCCAGGAUGGGAUGAUGCCUGCAAAUCUUCAUGUCAACUCCCUUAACCCCUUAAUUCCAUCUCUCUCAGAUGGACGAAUAAAUUACCUGACUGAGAGAACUAGAUGGUCACCUACAAUUGUGGGGGUCAACUGUUAUGGAAUGGGCCAUUUGAAUGGUCACUGCAUAUUAGACUUUACACAGAAUCCCACUCAUGUCGAAAAAUCAAGGGAGAAAAGAUUGGCUGUUUUCUCUGCUACUACUGAACAUGGGGUUGGAUCAAUAUUGGGACACUUAGAAAAGAACUCAGCAAAUUUAGCUCUUCAUAGCCUGCUGAAUGAGAAUUCCAAAUCUCCUCCAGUCCAGCAUCAGUUCAGAGGUUUCACCAUUUUGAAUUCAGUGCUGAAAUGUCAGGAAGUACAGAGAUGUUUGGACACAAACUGCCCGCUCUGGUACAUUUUCUCUGGUAUGGGAUCACAGUGGCCCUCAAUGGGGAGGAAAAUGAUGCAGAUGAACAUCUUCAAACAGUCCAUUAUGAAUUGUGACUCCAUUCUACAAAGUCAUGGAGUAUCUCUGUAUGAUAUCAUCAUGAAAGGUGGAGAUAGUAUCUACGAUAAAUGUCUGAAUUCUUUCCUUGGAAUCACUUCCAUCCAGAUAGCCAUGGUGGACAUGUUGAGGAGCAUUGGUAUGGAGCCUGAUGGUAUAGUGGGACACUCGGUGGGGGAGCUGGGGUGUGGGUAUGCUGAUGGCUCCCUCACUGCUGAGGAGACUCUACUGGCCGCUUACUGGAGGGGGAGGUGUAUCCUGGAGGCAGACCUCCCCACAGGGGGAAUGGCAGCUGUUGGCCUUACAUGGAAGGAAGCUAAGGAGCAGUGUCCCAGUGGAGUGGUUCCGGCUUGUCACAACACUGAGCACACUGUCACCAUUUCUGGACCUCUGAAGGAUGUGCAGGAGUUUGUGAAGACCCUGAAGGAAAGAGGGGUGUUUGCCAGGGAAGUCAACAGCUCAGGGGUAGCCUUCCACUCCUACUUCAUGGAGAAAGUGGCUCCACUGAUAACAGAAAAUCUAAAAGAGGUAAUAGUGCCAAAGAAGAGGAGUAAGAAGUGGAUAAGCUCAUCCAUUCCAGAAUCUGAGUGGUCCUCAGAUCUUGCUCAGAUGUCGUCUGCUGAUUACAUCGCCAACAAUGUGACACACCCAGUGUUGUUCCAGGAAGCUUUGAAGCACAUUCCAGAUGGUGCUGUUGUCCUGGAGAUAGCUCCUCACUGUCUGCUGCAGGCUGUACUGAAAAGGUCACUGGGGUCAAAGUGCACAGUCAUACCUCUAAUGCAAAAAGACAAUGAGGAUAACUCAGAUUUCUUUUUGUCUAACAUUGGAAGGUGCUUUAACUCUGGCAUCAACAUCAACCCUCUUGGAAUGUUUGAUCCUCCCACCUUCCCUGUCCCCUCAAACACCCCAAACCUCUCCUCCUACAUCCGAUGGGAUCACUCCACCUCUUGGCAGAUCCCCCAGCAGGAGGACUUCCUCAGCGGACAGUCAGGCCGGCAGACAGAGGCCGAGUUUGAGAUUGACGUCUCACCCGAGAGUAGGGACAACUUCCUGGUGGAUCACUGUAUUGAUGGCCGGGCUCUAUUUCCUGCCACAGGGUAUCUGGUCCUGGGCUGGAAGAUCCUGGCUAAAUCAAAGGGGCUGCUCUAUGAUAGGAUGUCUGUGGAGUUUAAGAAUUUUAGCAUACAUAGAGCUACUGUCCUUCCUUCUGUAGGUGUGGUUAAGUUUACAGUCUCUUUAAUACCUUCCACUGGGGACUUUGAGGUUUGUGAGGGAGGGACCCUGGUGGCUAGAGGGGUAGUGGAGGCUCCCUAUAAGCCCCUCACAACCCUGAGUGAUGAAACAGAGUAUGUCCUGUCACCAAGUAAACAGACCAAAAACGUCACACCAGAACUAAGCUUGGAGGAAGUCUACAGGGAGUUUAAACUACGAGGAUACGAAUAUGGAGCCAAGUUCUGUGGAAUACUUAAAGCCACAGUAAAUGGUGAAGAAGGACACCUGCUAUGGGAGAAUAACUGGGUGGCUUUCUUGGACACCAUCAUGCAGAUGAGUCUUCUGAGUCAGCCUGGAAAUCAUUUGAUCCUCCCCACUGGAAUAAAGUAUUUAUCCAUCAACCCACUGCAACACAAGAAUAAGGUCUUACCCAUAACUGGAAACAAAAGUGGAGUAUUGGUGAAAGUUUAUAAGUAUGCUGAUACCACAGUGUCUGGAGGAGUAGAAAUGCAGGGCUUGGUCACCAGGAGGGCACCUGUUAGGAGGACCCAGGAACCCCCAGUCCUGGAGGAGCAUGUCUUUGUACCUUAUGUGGAGGAGGGCACAGAUUCCUUAGUCACAGCCAGUCUACAGAGGUACUGCCAGAUCUGUGUUGAACAAGUGAAACAGGUGCUGAAGAAGUUACAAAAUCAAGGACUGUUGGCACAGGGAAAUUCUUUUCUGACUUCUUGUGAAAAAGAGUCCAGGGAAGAGGAUAAUAAGCAAAUGGAAGAGGACAUUCAGAUUUUCAGGAAGAAGAUGGACUGUGUUUUGCUACAGACAUUACUGAAGGUGAAUUCUGUGGACCAAAAUGAUAACUUUAUGACAAAUGUUAAGAAUAUUCUCUCAGCAUUUAAAGGUGACCUGUUGAAGGACAGACUAUUGUCAAAUCACUUGCAAGCAAGGUUUUUGAAGACAUGCAUUGAUGUGGCAAUAGAAAACUCAGAAAAUCACCUGAAAGUUCUAGAGGUGCAGAUUGCUGAAGCAGGACUUUACAAACAAGUACUGAAUUACCUGAAGGUUUCCCCUGGUCUACAUUACAGCUACACAGUGGCUAGUGCUUCAGUGAAAAGUAUUAUUGAAUUAGAAAUUCCCUCAACAGAGAUUGAUUCCAUUCAGUGGGAUAUUGGGGAGAAGCAUGUGAAGGAGGAAGAAUAUGAUUUGGUAAUUGUCAGUGACAUUUUGCAUGAACAGAAAAAUGCAGAAAAAGCAGUAGCAAAUCUUCAUCAAGUGAUAAAAGAAAAUGGUUUUCUAUUGGUUACUGAAAUUACCCACAAUGCAAUUUUGCCAAAGACUUUGGACAUCAUCAAUUUUAGCUCCAAAGAGCCUGCAGGAGAACCCCAAUACAUGUCUGAAACGGAGUGGGAGACAUUGUUUGAGAAGAGUGGUUUUUGUCUUGUGGCUAAAAAAAGUGAUUGUCUGUUGAUGACCACUUUCUUGCUAAGAAAGAUGUGUCAAGAACCUGAGGGUAAAGUUUUAUCAGUUAGUGGCUCUCACAGCUCAUGGCUCAGCAGACUGAAAGAAGAAGUAGCUGCCAUUCAAGAGAAGUCCAUUGGAUACAAUUUAUGGUUGACUACUGAUUCAGUGGAGCCUUCUGGCAUUGUGGGAAUGGUCAAGUGUCUGAGGAAAGAGCCAGGAGGGGAGAGGGUAAGGUGUAUUUACAAGAUGGAUCACAGUUCAACUCUUACUAAGGUGCCAGAGUCUUUGAAGAGUAAAGAUUUGGUCAUGAACAUCAUGAGAAAAGGAAAAUGGGGUUCUUAUAGACACAUUCCAGUCACUAAUGAAAAUCAGGUCCCCAGAAAGAGUGAUAGGUGUUUUAUGACCCAAGCCCAGUCUGGUAAGGGCUUUGUGUGGAGAGAGCUGCCAAUGGAGUCAGAGAACAAAACAGAAGAUACUGAGGUGUGUCAGGUGUUCUAUGCUUCACUGAACACAAAGGAUCGAUACAGGGACCAGAGGGGACCAGGACUCGGGAGUGAGUUUGCAGGAAUCACCAGCAGUGGACGAAGGGUCAUGGGACUACACUGUCCAGCAGUGGCAACAAUUGCAGUUGUAGAGAAAAGGUUUUUAGCUGAUGUACCUGAGGACUGGUCCCUACAGGAGGCUUCCUGUGCAUUAUGGGCUUAUGGGAUAGCUAUUAAGGCUCUGAUUUUGGAAGGAAAAGAGUCUGCAGGAACAAAAGUUUUAAUCUGUGAGGGUCACACUGAUAUUGGUAUAGCUGCCUUGUCAGUGGCCUGUAGUUUGAAUUGCAGUGUUUUCGUUACUGUCCCCUCCGCAGAAAAAAAGAACUACAUCCAGACCUUCUUUACAAAACUGAAUCCCAGCCAAGUAGUUGUCGUGGAGGAACCUUCCAUGCCCGAGUUUGAAAUCUUACGGCAUACUGAUGGGAAAGGUGUGGAUCUUGUGAUGAAUACUGCUCUGGACAGAUCACUGUCAGUUGAUGUCAGCAUCUUGUCCUCUGGUGGAAAAGUGAUGGAUUUUGCUCAAAAUGCAGUGCAGAAAAAUGUGGUCAGAAUAGUUGAUGCUAUGGAGUACAAGAAAUUGGACUUGGAAAAAAUUAAAAUUGAUGACUUCCAGGUGAUAUUGGAACACUUUUCUAGAGGAGUAAAGUCAGGGGCUUACAAGCCAAUCCCUCACAAAUGCUUCAACAGUGACGAUAUACAGAGAGCUAUGACAGAUCUAGAAACAAUGAAGGGAUAUCAUUCUAAAACUGUUAUUAAGAUCCGGGAUGAGAAAGACCAAGUUGGCAAACCUGUGGACUCAGUCUUAAAACCAGUUCUAAGCACAGCUGGAUGUCAUCCAGACAAAAUCUACAUCAUAACAGGAGGAUUGGGAGGUUUUGGUCUGGAGCUGGCUAACUGGUUAGUAGACAAAGGAGCCAGAAAGCUGGUUCUCACAUCCAGAUCUGGAAUCAGGACCGGGUACCAGGCAAGAAAGGUCAGGCUUCUGAAGGAGCAGGGAGUGGUGUCUGUGUUGACUGAAGACAUGACAUCAGAAGGAGGUUGUCGCUGUCUGAUAGAGGAGGCCAUGAAACAAGGACCUGUGGGAGGAAUAUUUCAUCUGGCAAUGGUGUUGAGGGAUGGUAUGCUUGAAAACCAGACCAAUGAAAAUUUCAAAGAUGUCCUUGAUCCAAAGGUUCUGGGUGUUGUUCAUCUGGACAACUGGAGCAGGACCUUGUGUAAGGAUCUGGAUUGGUUUGUUGUCUUCUCUUCAGUGACCAGUGGCAGAGGCAAUGCUGGUCAGACUAACUAUGGUUAUGCCAACUCAUUUAUGGAGAGGAUCUGUGAACAGAGGCAAGCAAAUGGAUUUCCAGCUCUAGCUAUCCAGUGGGGUGUGAUAGGAGAUGUGGGUGUGGCAGUUGAGAAGUUUGGGACCAAGGUAACAGCUGUAGGAGGGACCCUGCCCCAGAGAAUGUCUUCCUGUCUGGACUCCCUUGACCAGUUCCUUUGCCAGUCUAAACCAGUGGUGUCCAGUUUUGUUCCAGCUCCAGUGUCCAUGAAAGCAAGAGCACAGGAAGACAAAUCUGAAAGGACAUUAAUGGAAUCUGUCAUGAAAGUCUUGGGUUUAAAAGAUCCUGCAGCUUUGAGACCAGAGUCCACACUUCUAGAUCUUGGUAUGGAUUCAUUAAUGGGAGUAGAAAUCAAACAAAUCAUGGACAAUCAGUAUAACAUUGAUCUGGCUGUCCCAAAUAUCAGGAAACUAACCAUUCAAAAACUCAGAGACAUGUCUGAGGCCAAGAGUGGAGGUAAACAAGAGACUGAUAUCAACCUGAAUGAGGUCAAGGAGGAGAAUGCAAACAUAAAUAUAGAGCUGGAGGAGACGAAUUCAUUCAGCAUUCCCUUGGAUUGUGUGGUUCAGCUAUCUCCAGGACAACCAGACAAAACCUCCAUUAUCAUCCUACAUGGCUUAGAUGGUACUUUUGGAUCAUGGAAGUCACUUGGUCAGUUCCUAGACAACCCACUAUAUGGAGUUCAGUGUACCCCAACAACUCCUUUGGUAUCAGUGAAAGCAAUGGCAGGAUUCUAUAUUACAAAAUUGGCUCCUCUUCUGGAGAAGGGGUGUUUCCUUGUUGGAGUGUCCUAUGGAUCUCUGUUGGCUUUACACCUUGCUCAGAUGGUCCAGACAUACUGGAAGUCUGCUGUAUGUAAGAUAGUUGCUGUAGACAGCAGUCCUGAGGUACUGCCAGAUCUGUGUGGGCAGACACUGAGGGAACAGAGACACCUGAGUGCCAGUAUGUGUGAUGAUGUCAUUCUACAGAGCUUCCAUCAACUUGUUGGACUGGAUACAUAUAAUUACCAGAUGGAGACUUCCUUACAUGAGAAGCUGAGACAGACGGUCCAUGCUGUGAUAGAUGCCGGCCUGGUGACCAGUGCUUCUGAUGCUUCCUACACCAUACAGAACUACCACAAGAGGGCGCUCAAUGCCAUGCAUGACCACCCCCCUACUGUACAGUGUGAUGUCAUUCUCAUCAGACCUCAAUAUUCAGGGUUUAAAUUUUGCCAGUUGUAUAAUGACUACAAAUGGAGUGAGCACUGCAAUGGAAAGGUGACUGUUCACAUGAUUGACUUUACACAUGAAGAAUUUGGAAGGAACAAAGAGUCCUUUAGAGAAGUGGCCAACAUCCUCAAACUUGCACAAUUCUUGGACAGUGUAUAACAUUUUCUGUCAUUAAUCAGCCAGAAAUAUGUGCUAUAUUGUUUUGCUCAAUUAUUUGGUGUACAAAAUUAUUAA